Molecule: messenger RNA, 1379 nt
Organism: Diospyros lotus (date-plum)
Lineage: Eukaryota; Viridiplantae; Streptophyta; Magnoliopsida; Ericales; Ebenaceae
Product: AT-hook motif nuclear-localized protein 24-like
Exons: 2
Coding region: 270-1115 (281 amino acids)
Biological process (GO): vegetative to reproductive phase transition of meristem
Cellular component (GO): nucleus
Molecular function (GO): DNA-binding transcription factor activity; minor groove of adenine-thymine-rich DNA binding
Source: RefSeq, a predicted model, not a curated record
AUUGGUACCGGCUGCUUCGUUCAUUAAACAAGGCAAAAGAAAGCAAGCAAUAACAGACUAGGAGAGAGAGAGAGAGAGAGAGAGAGAGAGAGAGAGAGUCAAUGUCGUCCCAUUUAUAGUUCUACUUUCUUUCUUGCCUUCCACUAAUCUUAGCUUUUUCAAUCAUUAUUACCUUUACCUGUGUUUCCGUUUGAACUACUACUACUGCUGGGAUUCUGUGUAUGUGAAGAAGAAGCGAGGUUUCGGUUUUUUUGAGGAAAUUAGCAAUAAUGGAUGGACACCCACACUCUCUUCCGCCUCCUUUCCAUACAAGAGACUUCAAUCUGCAGCAUCAAUUUCACCACCAUCACCAACAACCGCAACCCAAAUCGGAAGAUGAACAAAGCGGCACCAGUGGCUUAAACAUGGGACAGAAGCGAGACCGGGAAGAGAUCAGCGACGGGAAGGAAGGAUCAGGAGGAACCGGCGGCGACGGAGAGAUUUCGAGACGGCCGAGAGGAAGGCCCGCUGGAUCCAAGAACAAGCCCAAGCCGCCGAUCAUCAUCACCCGCGACAGCGCCAACGCGCUGCGAACCCACGUCAUGGAGGUGGCCGACGGCAGCGACAUAGCCGAGAGCGUCGCCACCUUCGCGCGGCGGCGCCAGAGAGGGGUCUGCAUUUUGAGCGGAAACGGCAACGUCACCAACGUCACCCUCCGGCAGCCGGCCUCGCCGGGUGCAAUUGUCACUUUACAUGGAAGGUUCGAGAUUUUAUCGCUAUCAGGGUCAUUUCUACCACCGCCGGCGCCACCGGCCGCGACGGGCCUGACGAUAUACCUAGCCGGGGGACAAGGGCAGGUGGUAGGCGGCAGUGUGGUCGGCGCGCUGCUGGCGUCGGGUCCCGUAGUGAUAAUGGCGGCUUCGUUUAGUAAUGCGGCAUACGAGAGGCUUCCGCUUGAAGAAGAAGAGUCUUCUCUUCCAUUGCAAGGAGAUUCUAUCGGAGCUGGUUCUGGGCAGCAGCAGCAGCAACUACUUGGAGAAGACCAAUCGCUCUUCCAUGGCGUUCCGCCCAAUCUUCUCAACUCCAUUCAAAUGCCGCCGGAAGCGUAUUGGGCCACAGGGCGUCCACCAUUCUAACAGCAAAUUGAUGCGUAUUGUGACAAAUCUUAGACGUGGUUUUAGGUAGAGGAAUUUGGGAUGUGAGCAAUAUUAUUUCCAGGUUUCUUUCUUUUCCUUACAUAUCUUUUAUUUUCUUUUCUCAUUGAAUUUUGAAUUUACUUUUGGCUUGGAGUUUGAUGAUUAGAUGAUAUGGAUUUUGAAGAACUUCAAUUAAUUUGUAAAUUCUUCAUUAUUUCUUGCUGGUUUUCAAUUUCUAAGAGAUCAAUAGUGUCAAUUUGUUGC